GCAUCCAAAACAACUCCACUCCUCCCACCCCAAGUCCGAAGCUUCCUCCUCCUCCAACUCCUCCUCCUCCCCGUCCCGCAGUCGCACUCGCACCGCACGGCAGCAGGUAGCUAGCUAGCUAGCUGCGGGCUUCUGUAGCCAAGCAGGGCCGGAGCACGCACGCACGCGCGAGCGCGAGCGCAUGGCGGCGUCCGCGAGCCGGGCCCGCGCCGGCGCCGGCGGCGCUGGCGAGGAGUACGAGGACCUGCUGCCGGUGAUGGGCGAGCGGCUGGGCGUGGCGGGGCUGCUGGCGGAGCUGCGCGCGGGGUUCAGGCUGCUGGCGGACCGGGAGCGGGGCGCCAUCACGCCCGACAGCCUGCGGCGCGGCGCGGCGGCGGCGCUGGGCGUGGCCGGGAUGGCGCACGCCGACGCGGCCGCCAUGGUGCGCGAGGGCGACGCCGACGGCGACGGCGCGCUCAGCGAGGCCGAGUUCUGCGUCCUCAUGGUGCGCCUCAGCCCCGGCAUCAUGGCCCACGCCGAGGCCUGGCUCGCCGACGCCAUCGCCGCCGACGAGAUGCAGCUGGUUGAUGAUGCCAUGCCCAUGGAUGCUGCUGCCGCUGAUGAUUACGGUGGCGCCGGCAGCCGAGGCCACGCCGCCGCCGCUCCUGAUAGUGAUACUGCUCCCGCCCGCCGGUCGUCGGUUUGAUGGAUGCAUGGUCCGCGCACGUGUAUUAUUAGCCUGUGCGGUCGUUGUAAAAUCACCGCUCGCUCGUCAUCUUGUUCAUUUUAUUACUGUGUGUCAAUUACGGUGAUGACUCCUCUUCGAUCUGUACUUCAUGUGGUAAUAACUACGCGAACUACGGUGUGGUUUCCUUGGUUAACGGAAUCA
Zea mays is the source of this 868-nucleotide messenger RNA. RefSeq lists its product as uncharacterized. The transcript has a single exon. The coding region runs from base 182 to 685 and encodes 167 amino acids. Gene Ontology annotation, molecular function: calcium ion binding. The record is from RefSeq and is marked predicted. NCBI's taxonomy places the organism in Eukaryota, Viridiplantae, Streptophyta, Magnoliopsida, Poales, Poaceae.